AUGUUCUGUGAUUGCUACAAUGUAUCAUCGUUGUUACUUGUUCAGUCUGGGGACGUAAAACUAAACCCAGGCCCUAUGGUUACGGAAGAACAAAUGUCUCGUUUACUCGACGCAAUCGCAAUACUCCCCCGCUUGGAGGUCGGGCAAACCAUUCUAUUGAACGACAUAAAGGACAUGAAAGAAAAACUGCACGCCGCAGAUCAAGCGAUAAUGAACCUCUCUACCAAAGUUGAAACAAUUGAGACUGAAUUAACAUCCCUGAAAGUCAUGCGAACUGAUAUUAGCAACAUUCAGUCGACAUCCGCCGAUAUGUCCAAACAUAUCACGAAGCUUGAGAACCAAAUUGAUGACAUGGAAAAUAGAAUGCGCCGUUCAAACUUAAUUUUCCAUGGAAUUACUGACGUUGCUGGAGAAUCGUGGGCCCAGUCAGAGGCUAAACUGAUCGAGCUGUGUUCAGAAAAGCUAAAUGUGAGUGUUUCCCACGAUGAAAUUGAACGUGCUCAUCGGUUAGGACGGUACCGUCCAGAAAGGCAUCGUCCUGUUAUCGUUAAGUUCAAAUUUUUCAAGAGGAAGGAAGAAAUUCUAUCUUUGGGACAUAAAUUGAAGCAGUCUGGGUACUCCAUUAGCGGUGAUUAUUCACUCAGAGUGCGCAAAGCACGUUCCCAACUGCUUGCUUUUGCUAAAUCACUUGCACUGCCUUUCAAACUAAAAUAUGAUAAACUGUUGGUUGAUAACAAGUGCUAUCGUUUUAACGAGGUUAACGAACAAAUUGAGGAAUGUAAAUAG
This is a messenger RNA of Ornithodoros turicata, 786 nucleotides long. RefSeq lists its product as uncharacterized. Gene Ontology annotation, cellular component: ribonucleoprotein complex. The transcript has a single exon. The record is from RefSeq and is a predicted model, not a curated record. The coding region runs from base 1 to 786 and encodes 261 amino acids. NCBI's taxonomy places the organism in Eukaryota, Metazoa, Arthropoda, Arachnida, Ixodida, Argasidae. Gene Ontology annotation, molecular function: single-stranded RNA binding. Gene Ontology annotation, biological process: retrotransposition.